Dendroctonus ponderosae (mountain pine beetle) is the source of this 2731-nucleotide messenger RNA. RefSeq lists its product as uncharacterized. Bases 162 to 2282 code for a protein of 706 amino acids. The transcript is spliced from 13 exons. The record is from RefSeq and is a predicted model, not a curated record. NCBI's taxonomy places the organism in Eukaryota, Metazoa, Arthropoda, Insecta, Coleoptera, Curculionidae.
GUCCAAAACAAUCCUGAUCGCUAACAAUCCGAGAAUAACUUUUCUGCUCUUCGUUUGCCGCUCAUUUAGUGUGUUGUGCAUGUGUGUGCUUAACCCAGGAAUAAAUUUUUCGCAGGAGCUUUUAGGUGUUGUAGCUUAACAUUAGACCAUAGGAACUGAAAAUGUCCACCGUAGAACGAAAGGAGUACCAAGAAACUCGGAUACUGCGAAGCAGCUCUCCAGUGAGGACUGUGAGAAGUUCCAAUCAAAACCUUGCCCAAUUCGAUUCGAACUUAGAUAAUUUGCUAGAAGACCUCCAGAACUCUGUUUCUCGCCCAGGCAGCUCGCUAGGACAGAAUGCAACUUCCAGCUACAAGGAAACUUCAAAGUACAUCAGCAGUGGAACGGAUGGGUAUGGAAAAACCAAUUCCCUCAAUCGAGUAACCAACUUGAAACCCUCAAAUCCUGUUACGGAAUAUUCUUCCGAUGACGCCUAUACAUAUGCGUCGCCAGACGGUAAAGGAAAAGUCCACAGUUACAAAAAGGAAAAAUAUAUGUAUGGAAAAAGCACCGUGGAACGCGAUAUCGAACCAGAGCGCUCCAGAAUGCAGAACAGCAUCAGCCAGUUGGACUCCCUGCUAGAUGAUUUGCAACAAGUCAAGAAGUCCUCCUAUUCAGAGAAAGAAACCUAUAAUGCUGGCUCCGAUCCAGGAUUUCAAACGUCGACAAAAUCAGUAAACCGCGAGCUCCACUAUGGCGACACGCCGCCCGCAUCUAAAUCCAGGACUUUCGAACGAUUGGAGGAGAAAAGUUCGUACAAAAACAACUUGGGAUACACGAGCGAAGGCACAUAUGGCGACCUCAGACCGAUGCGACCCACAUCGCCUUCGCCCUCCUCAAAAAGCUCCACCUUAACGAAACAAACGAAAGUUACAAAUGUGCAUGAGUAUCCGAUUCGAGUGGUGGAAACUCCGGUGCCAGACAUCGAUCCUGAAGUUUUGGCCCAUUUGGAUCCCAAUUUACAUCCUGCAGGAAACACGAAGGUGACAACCACAAUUAAAACGUACACCUACGAAAUCCCUGGAUCAGGAAACUACCCAACUCAAGUGCGGGAGGAUACGACAAUCAACGAAAAAUACCUGGAUAAAGUGGACAAAUACACAUACUCUCCCAACGAAACCAUCACUACCCCUAGUAAAAGCUUUGUGUACAAUAAACUGGAGAACAAAGAAAACUACUACCAGCAACAACCGCAAGAACCCGGAUGGAAAGACUCCAGCCUCAAGAAGUCCUACAAAGAAAUGGUGCAGGAUGACGUGGUCUAUUACCCUCCUUACCGGAAACCUGCGCCUCCUGCGGAGCAUACCAGUGUAAAAGAGGAGGUGACUACCAUAAGGAACUACCAGCCGGGAUAUCAGCAGGAUCCAAGCCCUCCAAAUCGCAACCAAACCUACGUAUACAACGAGUCAACCACAACGAAAAACAUUCAAAAUGCGUAUCCACCAGCGCCUCCACCCAACCAAGAAAGCAGGGAGUACAUAAUCAAUAGGGAGACCAAUAUAAUCAAUAGAGGCCAGCCGCCGAUGUCAGAAAGAGGAUAUCCCGUUUAUAACCCGCCAUCCGGCCCGGAGAAAAAAACUUAUGUACUAAAAGAGACUCACACCACUAACUAUCAAAACGGACACCCGCCUCAUACUCAUCAAUCGCCCCCUAGGGAUGUGGAAACGUUCCCUCCACAAAGCCCCCCAUAUGGACGGAAGCCCCAAGAACCCAUUAACAUUCAGUAUUCUUAUAAGUCCACUAAUACGACGGAAAACCGAUAUAAAGGAGGCUAUCCUCCGAACGAAGAGAGCCAAACUUUGCUGCCACGCAAAUUCCCCACCGACGAUGGCCCUGAUGGGCCUCCGAAGAGGAUUGAUGAACUUAUGGCUUCAAUAGGACAAGAGCCUCCAAAUAGCCCACUGAACGCUGGGUUCAAUGCACACGAAAAAGAGGUCGCUCAUAAGAAGGUGGUGGAAACAUUAAAGCAACAGAGCGCCGAUGUGGCGGACGCUCAGCAAAAGGAGCCGGCUACCAGAAAUGUGACUGGACCCCCGGUUUACUAUCCCCCAGGGCACGAGAUGUUCUCCAAGAAAGAGGAAGGAGGUGGAGGAGCAUGGAGAGCUCAGGGAGAAUAUGCUAAAGGUUCGGAAAAAUACAUGUACGCAUCAGACGGCGGUUCCAAAACCAAAACAAAGAAAGGGGUUGCAGUGGUUCCCGUUUGCUUGCCUUUGUGUUGUGGCUUGCCCUGCACUAUUUUAUAAUUUCCAUUGGAAUUUGUUUUAUAUCUUCAACCAUUUUUUUCUUUUUAUGUAUGAAUAUUUCAUCCCACGAUAGUUAAAACGAAUUCUUAACGUGCCUUAAACUGUUACUUGUGUUACGUAAUUUUAUUGUCAUUAAUAUAUACCUCACAUUACUAUACUCGACUAACGACUUUGUAGAUCUGAAUGUAUGUUAAACGGUAAUUCUACUGAUAGUUGUGAAUAAUAUUUUUGUUAAGAGGCCGUAGGUUAACGAUUUUUUUCUGUUGCUGUUCUGUAAAUAUAUAUAGAAUAUUUUGGUAAAGAGCUUUAAAUAAUUUGUAAUAUAUAUUAGUAGUUUUUAUGUUAAAUCAGACUUGACGAUCGGCAGCUCAAAGAAAGCAUAUUGUAAUAUAAUUUUACGAUUUUCUAAAUGUACUAAUGUCUUGCCAAAUUUAAUUUAAAGAGGUCAA